This is a messenger RNA of Triplophysa rosa, 3239 nucleotides long. RefSeq names its product centrosome and spindle pole associated protein 1b (gene cspp1b). NCBI's taxonomy places the organism in Eukaryota, Metazoa, Chordata, Actinopteri, Cypriniformes, Nemacheilidae. The coding region runs from base 569 to 3235 and encodes 888 amino acids. The record is from RefSeq and is a predicted model, not a curated record. Gene Ontology annotation, biological process: positive regulation of cytokinesis. The transcript has 28 exons. Gene Ontology annotation, cellular component: spindle pole; microtubule; centrosome.
GCGCCCUCUACCGCAUAUGAGCAGCCACUGCAGCAGACUUAACACAGCAGCCUAAUAACUAAUAGACUCCACAAAGAACCUGCAGACGGUUCUGCUUUCCUCUUAUCUCAUCCUUUACUGUCUCCAUACUCCCCGUGCUCUCUUCUCAUCUCCAUCCAUCCCGAUUGAGAUUCCAGACAUCGCCGCCAUUCCUCUUCUGUUUAUCCAUAUGUUAUACACAUCAGCGGCACCGAAAGGAAGAGAGAAGAGGAAGUGGAAAAGAGGAAAGGGAAAUAGCGGUGUUUUCUUUUUAUAGCCGACCGUAUAUACGUGUGACCUGGCCUGAGAUAUCUGUGAAAUCACAUUCUACAUAUUGAUCACUUAUAUUGAUCAAAUCAAAUGAUACAUUCGAGCCAUUUUGUAUUUAUAAAUCACAUUUAUUGUUCACUAUAGGCGGUGUGCAGUCAUGUAGACACUUGGGAACUAAGUAUCACUUUAGAAUCAGCAAAACGUGCACUUUUAAAACUUUUUAAAACUCUAGUGACGGGAAGGAUCUGAUAUUCAUUGGGGUUGAGAAACGAAGGAGUUCAUGAAGAUGGAUGAGGUAUUGGAGAAAUUUCUGGAAGACCAGAAGAUGAAGAUCGCAGAAGAGAAAGCCUGUCUGGAACAGGAUCCCCCAUACAUGGAGAUCAGGAGACGUAAAGACCAUGGUUUGCAGAAAGAGAACAUCCGUCCAAUCACGAGUCAGCAAGAUGGAGUGAGUCUGCCGCUGGGAGAGGAAUAUGAAAGAAAGAAACACAGGCUACAGGAAGAGCUCAGGAAAGAUUACAGGAAGUACAUGGUGGAGAGAGAUCACUGGUGUGCUGGUGACAUUCACACGGUUCCAGAGAGAAGAAGAUUAUCCAAGACUGUCCGAAUGAGGGAUGUGGCUACCCUGACAGAGGUUUGCGGGCUGGGAUGGGGCGUGUGCAGUUCUGAGGAAGACUGCAGUGAUGAAGAACUCAUACUUUUACAAGGGAGGCGACUUCAGAGAGAUAGAGACACCAGAACAGUAAACAGAAGAAGAGGAGAAUGUUACACAGAAACAAAUCAUCACACAAGUAAACUACAGUACAGAAACAGGAUGUCAGCAUCUAUUGCAGCUCAAGCCAAUGAAAGAUCUGACUCUAUGGCCAGUCAGGACACCGUGUAUACCACAGGUCUUCUAAUAGGUACAGCGGAUCGGGAAAUCUCACAGCAGAGAAGAAAGGAGCAUUAUAGACAUGAACUACAGGAGCAAAUCAUGGAGAAACAGAAGCACAAGAGGAGGGAGAAGGAACUGGACCUCAAGAUUUCAGUCACUGGAGUGAUGGAUUCAGAGAAGCAGCUCUUUGGAAGCGAGACGCCUGGCUGCAGGAGGGUUGGUGAGAUGGACAAAAUGCAUCCGAGAGAUGAAAUAAUUCGCCUGGACACCGCUGAGUCCCCUGAAGGUCUACUAAAGUACAGGACAGAUCCACUGUCUCCGUGCAGAGCGACUUUUGUCCCUUCUCACCUGCCGGCCCUUGCAGAAUCCUACAGGAGUCCAAACAAUGAUGCUGAAAAUUCACUGAGUCCCAGCACAGCCUAUGGGCCAAUAGCAGGAGUUUCUCUUCCAACAUCAUCAAGAGAGACACACCUACUCAGUCCUCACAAUGAGCCCAGGAGAAGCUCUUGCAGAACGAGGUUUCUAGGGGAGCAUGAAGGUGUGGCUUCAGGUCUGCCCGUGUUUUCUAUGCAUCAGCCUAAGACAGACAGACACAGCUAUAAAGUGGAGCUCCAAAAGCAGAUAGAGGAGCGGGCUGCAAGAAAGAAGGCAGAGAAAGAAGAGAGGCGGAGACUGGAGGCAGAGAUGGAAGCCGAUAUGAGAGCAUAUGAACCCUGGGGAAGGGGCGGGGGCGGAGCUCCACUUAGAGACAGCACCGGAAAUCUGAUCACUGAUCUAAAGCAGAUGCACCUUUUAAAUGCAACAGGAGCUGUACAAAGACAGGAGAGGCCAGGUUUUGCCCAGCCACACUCGCCAGAGUUCACGAGAAGGAGUGUGUCCACCAAUCAGCUGCCGUCACCCCAACAGCUGGAGCAAGACCAAUACAAAGCUUACCUGAGACAUCAGGUGGAGGAGAAGCGCAGGAAGCAGACGGAGGAACGAGAGCAGCAGAGAGCAGAGGAGGAGAAGGAGGACAGAAGAUUGGCAGAACAGAGAGUGAAAAUCAGAAGAGAAUAUGAAGAAGAACAGGAGGGCAGGAGGCGGAGAGAGAUGGAGCAAAAGCUGAAAAAUGAAGAACUCGCCCAUCUGGCAGAAGAACGACGAAAGGAAGCGGAGAAAAAGAAGAAAGAAGCAGAAGAAAAAGAAAGAGCCGCUCUUAAAAAACAAGAGGAGCAAGAGAGACGACUACAGUGGCAGCAGGUUGAGCGCCAGUCAUCCCCUCCCAUCCCCACGCUACAGAAUAAACACCGCAACGCAUCACAGGCUACGGAUUUUUCUCUCUCUCAGGCUCCUCCAUCUUCAGACAACAGAAACCACCUGAAAGCAGAGAGGGACAGAAAUGAGGUGGUUAAAGAGCUGUGUGUGUUAAGCAGACAUCUGCGCAGUGAGCAGCGGCGACUGGAGGAACAGCUCCUGCAGACAGAUUGGGACCAUUUACCCUCUCCCUUUACUGACAGAUGCCGAGCGGAUGUGUUUGACAUGGCUCGCUUGCGUAUGCCUGUCCGAAGCCCAUCGUCUCGUGGCAUUGAGCCAGUCGGCUUCAAGGAAAAUGAUGACAUCAUGUACAGAGACGUCCUUACGCCUCUUUCUAGAACACAGCAGUCUAGGUACAGAGACGUUGAGGGCGGGCGAGGAUCUGUGCUUCUGUCAGAGAGUGAAUUUAUUGAUCACAACGGAGGUGCGUUCCCGGUUCCUCCUGAUGUUGAGAGGAAAUCCACUCGACUCUCAGCGCGGGAACGACGCAGAUUAGCCAACCUUCAGUCGGCUACAGAAAGGCAGCAGCAGUCAUUAAACAUGAGGAAACUGCGAGACACAAACACGCAAAAAAUGAAGCCACUACAGUACUUAAGACAUCACAACAUCACAUCAGGUUGCUGCUCUGACGAGGAAAAGGAUGAAGCUGGUCAAUGUGAUAAACGUUUCGACCUACAGUGUCCUGGAAGACCCAGCUCCAUAGAUACACUUACAGAGCGUUGGGUUCGAGCCGAAUCCUCAGAUACGCUCAGGAGACUGAUGUCAGGCUCUGAACUUUGAGACA